This is a messenger RNA of Lepus europaeus (European hare), 1276 nucleotides long. It is a transcript of the gene CRHR2, whose product is annotated as corticotropin releasing hormone receptor 2. NCBI's taxonomy places the organism in Eukaryota, Metazoa, Chordata, Mammalia, Lagomorpha, Leporidae. The coding region runs from base 1 to 1236 and encodes 411 amino acids. Gene Ontology annotation, cellular component: plasma membrane; dendrite; axon terminus. The transcript has 12 exons. Gene Ontology annotation, molecular function: corticotropin-releasing hormone receptor activity; corticotrophin-releasing factor receptor activity; G protein-coupled peptide receptor activity. Gene Ontology annotation, biological process: cell surface receptor signaling pathway; long-term synaptic potentiation; adenylate cyclase-modulating G protein-coupled receptor signaling pathway. The record is from RefSeq and is a predicted model, not a curated record.
AUGGACGCGGCGCUGCUCCACAGUCUGCUGGAGGCCAACUGCAGCCUGGUGCUGGCCGAGGAGCUGCUCUUGGACGGCUGGGGGCAGCCUCUGGACCCCGAGGGUCCCGACUCCUACUGCAACACGACCUUGGACCAGAUCGGGACGUGCUGGCCCCGGAGUGCGGCCGGAGCCCUCGUGGAGAGGCCGUGCCCCGAGUACUUCAACGGCGUCAAGUACAACACGACCCGGAAUGCCUAUCGCGAAUGCUUGGAGAAUGGGACGUGGGCUUUGAGGAUCAACUACUCUCAGUGUGAGCCCAUUUUUGAUGACAAGCAGAGGAAGUACGACCUGCACUACCGUAUCGCCCUUGUUGUCAAUUACCUGGGCCACUGCGUCUCCAUGGCAGCCCUGGUGGCCGCCUUCCUGCUUUUCCUGGCCCUGCGGAGCAUCCGCUGUCUGCGGAACGUGAUCCACUGGAACCUCAUCACCACCUUCAUCCUACGCAAUGUCGCCUGGUUCCUGCUGCAGCUCAUCGACCACGAAGUGCACGAGAGCAACGAGGUGUGGUGCCGUUGCAUCACCGCCACCUUCAACUACUUCGUGGUCACCAACUUCUUCUGGAUGUUCGUAGAGGGCUGCUACCUGCACACGGCCAUCGCCAUGACCUACUCCACAGAGCGCCUGCGCAAGUGGCUCUUCCUCUUCAUCGGAUGGUGCAUCCCCUGCCCCAUCAUCAUCGCCUGGGCUGUCGGCAAACUCUACUAUGAGAAUGAGCAGUGCUGGUUUGGCAAGGAGCCCGGCGACCUCGUGGACUACAUCUACCAGGGCCCCAUCAUCCUUGUGCUCCUGAUAAACUUUGUAUUUCUGUUCAACAUCGUCAGGAUCCUAAUGACAAAGCUGCGAGCGUCCACCACCUCGGAGACGAUGCAGUACAGGAAGGCGGUGAAGGCCACCCUGGUCCUCCUGCCCCUGCUGGGCAUCACCUACAUGCUCUUCUUCAUCAACCCCGGGGAGGACGACCUGGCACAGAUUGUGUUCAUCUACUUCAACUCCUUCCUGCAGUCCUUCCAGGGUUUCUUUGUGUCCGUCUUCUACUGCUUCUUCAAUGGAGAGGUGCGCUCGGCUCUGAGGAAGAGAUGGCAUCGCUGGCAGGAUCACCACUCCCUGCGAGUGCCCGUGGCCCGGGGCAUGUCCAUCCCCACAUCACCCACGCGGAUCAGCUUCCACAGCAUCAAGCACACGGCCGCUGUGUGACCCCCGGCCGCCCACCGGCCCCACACUCCUCCCCGGUGGA